This is a messenger RNA of Opisthorchis viverrini, 198 nucleotides long. RefSeq lists its product as hypothetical. The annotation marks the transcript as partial. NCBI's taxonomy places the organism in Eukaryota, Metazoa, Platyhelminthes, Trematoda, Opisthorchiida, Opisthorchiidae. The record is from RefSeq and is a predicted model, not a curated record. The transcript has a single exon.
AUGGAGUUGUCGACAGAGGAGGAAGAGACCGCACACUGGUCCACAAACUGCCCGGCCGAUGCUCAAGGCGGCUUAAAAAACCGACCCAUGGACAUCAAAAUACAAACAGACGAGCUUUACUCAAAGCAAUGGGAGCUGAUCAUAGUCAUCAAGGUCGACCAGUACACCUGGGCACUGGUUGCGCGAGUGGAACUCUAG